Molecule: messenger RNA, 2603 nt
Organism: Capsella rubella
Lineage: Eukaryota; Viridiplantae; Streptophyta; Magnoliopsida; Brassicales; Brassicaceae
Product: U11/U12 small nuclear ribonucleoprotein 48 kDa protein
Exons: 5
Coding region: 30-2141 (703 amino acids)
Source: RefSeq, a predicted model, not a curated record
UUCAGUGAAGUUCGCCGUCGCCGGAACUCAUGGAUCGACCACCGUCGUUUCCGCACAAUCAAAACCCUAAUCCGAACUUCUUUCACCAUUAUCCUCCUCCAAACCCUAAUCCUAAUUUCUUCUUUCGACCUCCUCCACCUCCUCUUCAGAAUCCUAACACUUACUCCAUUGCUCCAUCUCCGCCGCCGAUUCGCGAGCUCUCCGGUACUAUCACCUCUUUACAAUCACUGUUGUCGGAAUGUCAAAGAACCUUAGAUUCUCUCUCGCAAAAUCUAGCUUUAGACCACUCUUAUCUUCUCCAGAAGGGCGGAAAUGGCGGUUUCGUUCGUUGCCCUUUUGAUUCAAAUCACUUUAUGCCACCCGAAGCUCUCUUUCUCCACUCACUCCGUUGCCCAAAUCCUCUUGACCUCACUCACCUUCUUGGAUCUUUUAGUAGUUACCGGAACACACUCGAAUUACCCUCUCAAGUACAGCUGAGCAAUGAUGCUGGAGAUCUCUGUGUCUCCUUAGAUGAGUUAGCUGAUUUUGGAACUAAUUUCUUCUACAAAGAUUGUCCAGGAGCUGUGAACUUCUCUGAGCUCGAUGGAAUAAAGCCAACUUUAACACUUCCUAACAUUCUAUCUUUGGAAUGUAGCGAUUUGCAAGUUGCUGAUGAGAAGGAGAAUAAUAGUAUGUUAGGGAUUCUACCGUCUGAUCUCUGUGCAAUAAAGAGUGAGAUUAAUCAAUGGAGGGAUUACCCAAAUUCGUAUUCCUAUAGUGUUCUUUCUGCUAUGCUGGGUUCAAAAGCGAUUGAAACAAGCGAGUUGAACUCAUGGAUUCUGGUUAAUUCUACGAGAUAUGGUGUAAUAAUUGAUACUUACAUGAGGGAUCAUAUAUUCUUGCUCUUCCGGUUGUGUCUGAAAUCGGUUGUGAAAGAAGCUUGUGGAUUUAUGAUGGAGCCUGAUGCCAAUGGCGUUGGUGAGCAGCAGAUUAUGAGCUGCAAAAGUAGAAUAUUUGAGUGUCCAGUCUUGGUUCGAGUGUUGUCUUGGUUAGCUUCUCAACUUGCUGUCUUAUAUGGAGAAGGAAAUGGGAAGUUUUUUGCUCUAGAUAUGUUUAAACAGUGCAUAGUAGAAUCUGCCUCUCAAAUAAUGUUGUUUCGGUCAGAAAGAAGCACACCUCAAUCCUCUGGAGCACUCGAGGGUUUGGAUGAUGCAAGGUUGAGUAAUAAGGAUGUGAAGAUGGAGAAACCCUGCGAGAAUAGUGCUUUGGACAGUGCUCAGGUGAUAUCUGUGUCCCGUGUUGCAGCAGCUGUUGCAGCAUUGAAUGAAAGAUCCAUGCUUGAAGGGAAAAUUAGGGCAAUACGAUAUGCCCAACCACUAACAAGAUAUCAGCGGCUGGCCGAGAUUGGUGUUAUGAGAGCUAAAGCUGAGGAAGAACGGAAAAGACGUUCUAGCUACCGACCUAUUAUUGAUCAUGAUGGUCUUCCAAGGCAACGCUCAUCAAAUCAGGAUAUGAAUAAAAUAAAGACAAGAGAAGAGCUUUUAGCUGAAGAGAGAGAUUACAAGCGUAGGAGAAUGUCAUACCGUGGUAAGAAGGUGAAACGUACGCCUAGACAGGUGUUACGUGAUAUAAUAGAAGAAUAUACAGAAGAAAUUAAGCUAGCAGGAGGGAUUGGAUGUUUUGAGAAAGGAAUGCCAUUACAAUCCCUGUCUUCUGUAGGCAACGAUCAGAAAGAAAGUGACGUUGGAUACAGUUCUGCACCAUCAACAUUAACAGAUGCAUCAUCAAAAUUCUAUAAGCAACGGAAAGAAGAGAACCGUGCAGAUACUGAAUAUUCAAAGGAUAAUAGAAACAAUAUAGAUAAAGUAAACCGGCAUGAGGAGUAUGAUUCAGGUAGCUCGCAGAGACAGCGGAGGCACAGGUCAUAUAAGCACAGUGAUCAAAGACAUGACAAGCACAGUGAUCGAAGAGAUGAUGAAUUCACAAGGAACAAACAACAUAGCCUCGAAAAGAAGUCUUCUCAUCAAAACCACAGAUCAUCUCGUGAGAAGAGUUCAUCAGAUUACAAGACCAAAAGGGAUGAUUCUUAUGACCGCCGCAGUCGGGAACCUAGGAAUCAAAAUUCGUUUGAAGAUAGAUACAAUCCAACAGAAAGGGAGUGAAUUUAAAAAGAAGUAAAAGUUUACCUGGAGCAUCAGCAAUUUUGUGUGAAUCCGUAUCCUCUUUUGUAUCCUUAAUCAGAUUCUUACCUUGUUUGAUGCAUCUAAGUGUUCAUCACAACCUUAUCUGUGUUUAUCUCACUUGGUGAUACUCAAUUUCCAGAUCUCUUGUAUAUAUAGAUUCACUGUAGUUACCAUUCCUGUCUAUAUAUAUUCAGUUUCUUUUUUCUUCUCUUGGUUGUGACAGAUGAAGUAUGUUCUUGCUAUGAACACGCCAUGAGCCAUGAGAUUGCUGGGAAGAAAUGCCAAACUCCACAACUGUUCGUAAUUGUGAGAGACUCAUAUGUUCUUAAGUCUGUUGUUACUUCUGAACUUAUGAAAAUUGAUGUAGAUGAUAGAACACCAGAUUGAGUGAUGUAAUAUGUACUGAUUUAGCUUAUGUUCAUGUUCCAGUUUUCCCUCAAA